UCGUUACCCACGUGUGUGUCCAUAUGAAUGUGUUGAUGUUAGCGGGCUCGGUGGACUCCUGUCUCGAGUGGCUGUCUUAGUUGUUGUUUUAAUAGGAGGGGAAGAGGAGGACCGGUUCCGUCGUCGACAUGGAUCUCGCCGCCCGGGAUUCGUACAUCCAGAAGCUCGCCAGCAAAGUGUUCUCUCCCCGGGAGCCGGAGCCCAAGAACAAGCCGUUCGCAUAUUUCAAGGGUAAAAAUGACACCGGACCUCCACAGAAGAAGAAAAAGUGUAAGAAGAAGCAUUUCAAAGAGAAGGGCCCCGAUGAGAAGAGACCGGAUCCUAAAUCCCAACAGAAGCCGCCCCCGUCCACGGCGGCACCCAAAGGCUCCGUGAAACUGAACGGGUCCAAAGCUCAGAGCGCCAAUGCACCCCUAGAGUCCAACUUCUCCACGGUCGAUGUUCUACGCAAGAGACUUCAUGAAAAGAUCGAAGAGUCCAGAGGACAGGGAGCCCCGAAGGACUCGGCGUCGGAGGCGGUCCAGGCCAAGCGAGCGAAAAGAAAGAUGGAACGGGAGCGCAAGAAGAGGAAGAGGAAAGAGUUUCAGCUGAAGAAAGCGGCCGAGGAAAAAGCCCGAGAGCAGCCGCCGCCGCCGGCGCCGGAGGUGAAACAGGAAGCGGAGCGCGCGCCGGCCGCGAACAAGAGGAACGAGACGGCCAUCGUGUUCAACACGGUGGAGACGGUGGAGGAGGGCUACGUGGACAAGAUGCAGAAGAAGAAGAACAAGAAGCUGAGCAUGAAGGGCAAGCUGACGCCGCUCACGGGGAAGAACUACAAGCAGCUGCUGGGCCGCGUGGAGGCCCGCAAGGCGAAGCUGGAGCAGCUGAGGGAGACGGACGAGGGCAAGGCGCGCGUGAUGGAGGAGAAGAUGAAGUGGACCAACGUGCUCUACAAGGCCGAGGGCCUCAAGAUCAAAGACGACGAGGCCAUGCUGCGCUCGUCGCUGAAGAAGAAGGAGAAGAGGCACGAGCGGCGGCAGAAGGAGUGGGGCGAGCGCAGCGAGAACGUGGUGGACAAGAUGCAGCGGCGCCAGGACAAGAGGCGGAGGAACAUCCAGAAGCACACGAAGGUCAAGACGGAGAAGAAGAAGGACCGGGCGAGGAAGAGGGGCCGGGUGCUGCCCGAGGACUUGAAAAGAGCCGCGGUGUAGAGGGAUAAAAUAUAAAUGCAUCGUAGGCGAUGUUUUUUUAUGUUUGUUUUAUUUUGUUCUUCUUCUUCUCUGGCGGUGUGAUUUAAUUACACGCUGCGACGGCGCCGCUUGUACCUUUUUCGAGGAGUAACGUGAUGUGUGUGUGUAAUGUCAAUAAAAUGUGAUUCUUAUGAUGAACACGAA
Messenger RNA from Cyclopterus lumpus (lumpfish), 1373 nucleotides. RefSeq names its product surfeit 6 (gene surf6). The transcript is spliced from 4 exons. The record is from RefSeq and is a predicted model, not a curated record. Gene Ontology annotation, cellular component: nucleolus. Bases 129 to 1190 code for a protein of 353 amino acids. Gene Ontology annotation, molecular function: RNA binding; DNA binding. Lineage: Eukaryota; Metazoa; Chordata; Actinopteri; Perciformes; Cyclopteridae. Gene Ontology annotation, biological process: ribosomal small subunit biogenesis; ribosomal large subunit biogenesis.